AUGGCUAACUAUAUGUCCUGGCCCUCACCGCAAUUGUGUAUUCUCGGAUCACAGGACGUUGAGAAGAGGAAUCCGCGGGUCGCUGCUCGCCGACAGAUGGACACCGUUGGGGAGGCUCAGGCUCAGGAAUUGAUCCGCCCGGCCCAGGCCCCGCGCGACCCAAGCACACUCGAACUGUUCUAUGACCUGUUUUUGGUGGCCAACCUUGCUACUGUCACAAUGAAAAACGAGAUUGUCGACGAGAGAAGUCUGAGGGCGUAUCUGGGAUUUUUCACAUUGUUAUGGUUCACAUGGCUGCAGACCAUUCUGUACGAUGUCCGGGUCUCCAGUGAGUCCGUCUUUCACCACAUCCACAAGGCAGUAUCUUGUGCAAUCAUGAUGGGCUUUGUGGUUUGUGCGGCCAUGUACGAUACAUCCGACGUUCACUCCACAAUCAAUGGAUUCAAGGCCAUGUCGCUUGUACUGAUGGUGUCGAGACUGGCCCUUGCUCUACAGUAUAGUAUCGUCUGCCUGUCUGUUCGCGGCCCUUCUAAGAUCCGGACCCCUAUGUUAUUUACCGCGGGCAGCCUGAUCCUUGCCGCGGCCGGCUUUCUGGGCGUCUUCUGGGGGUUUACAUAUACUCCUCAUUGCUAUCUGGCCUGGUAUGCAAUCUCUGCCACGGAAGCGACCUCGAUCGUUUUGAUUUCCUGUCGGUGGAGAAUCUUCAGCUUCAAACGAACCCACCUCCUGGAGAGGCUUGGGCUCCUGACCCUCAUUAUCAUGGGCGAAGGAAUCCUGGGGAUGUCGCGAACCACCUACCAGCUGUUUCAGACAGUUAACAAGCCCACCGCCGAGAAUUUUGGCGAGCUCAUAUCUGCCGUCCUCCUGGUGUAUAUGAUUUUCAUGCUAUAUUUCGGCCACAUUGAGCACGACAAGUUUGGCACCAUUCGCCAACAGAUUUGGAUGCUCUUGCACUACCCACUUCAUGUCGCCAUCCUCCUCACCGUGGAAGGGUCGUCGUUUCUGGUCUUGUCGGGAGUCAUCGGCCACAUCACCGACGCUUGGGGUAACCUCUACCCCCUUUCCAGCCAUCCCGAUUGGAAUAGCUUUUUCUCAGGGUAUCAGAGUGCAAAUGAGGUCGUCAGCGAUAUCUUGAUGGACAUGGACACGUUGCUUGCACUUACCUUCAAGGACUCGGAAGCCCUGGCCCUGAUCAAUCUGUACAACUACACAACGGACAUAGUGACCGUCGAAACGAUUGCUGCGCCCUUUAAUUCCACUCAAUGGCAAGAUGAGGCGAGCAAUGCGAUCAACCAGCUCUGGAGUGGCGUGGAAGUUGCAAUCUACCACAGCUUCGGGAUUGAAGGACACGACCCGCACGAUCAUGAACCAUCGUCGAUCGAACAGGCAGCGUCGGCACAGAACGUCAUGGACACGGUUUUCCUCUACUUUUACUUUUCGGCUGGAAGCCUCCUUCUCGUCCUGGCCAUCAUGUACGCUUUCUCCAAGAAGAGCCAGAGCCAUUCACGCGAAGCCUGGGCGUCGAUUGCAGCUCGAAUGGUCGUGGGGGCUGGAGUCAUGCUUCCGGUCAUGGCCCGAUGGAUUGACACAGAUGCGAGCUAUUCAUUUUACCUAAGUCCUUGGACCAUUGCAGUUGUGAUGUUGAGCUACUUGACCGGUGAGCCCUGA
This is a messenger RNA of Capronia epimyces CBS 606.96, 1668 nucleotides long. RefSeq lists its product as uncharacterized. Lineage: Eukaryota; Fungi; Ascomycota; Eurotiomycetes; Chaetothyriales; Herpotrichiellaceae. The record is from RefSeq and is a predicted model, not a curated record. The transcript is spliced from 4 exons. The coding region runs from base 1 to 1668 and encodes 555 amino acids.